CUCUCGUGUCGUAGCUGAACGGCAAGGUUGUUGGUUGAGCUCUUCUUCUCUUCUGCAUCUCUCUCUCGCUCGCUCGCUCUCCCGCGGCUUCGAGUUCUAAGCUAGAGGACAUCAUGGAUCCAUCAGAAAUGAGGUACUUGGAAGAGGAAGAUAGCCCGAUGGUGAAAACGUUUAAGGGUAGUGUUUUUGGUUUAGCUGCCGGGACGAUUUAUGGAACCGUUGUGGCUACUUGGAAAGACGUCCCUCGGGUCGAGAGGAAUGUGGCUCUUCCCGGACUCAUCAGAACGUUGAAGAUGAUGGGAAAUCACGGGCUGACUUUUGCAGCAAUCGGGGGCGUCUACGUUGGUGUUGAACAGCUGGUUCAGCACUUUAGGGCGAAGAGAGAUAUUUUCAAUGGUGCUGUGGGCGGUUUCGUGGCUGGCGCUUCAGUUUUUGGCUUUAGAGCGAGGAGCAUAUCGACAGCAAUAUCUGCUGGAGCGGCUCUCGCAGUCACGUCUGCAUUGAUCGAUUCCGGAGGUCAGACCACUAGAGUGGAUAACGGCUGAGAAUACUACCCUUAUACCGUCAAGAAAAGGGCUGGAGCCGACUCCUGAUUUUCACCUUGGUGACAAGCCAGGAGAGAGCUCUUCCUGUGGAAGAAUUAGGGUUUCCCCAUGUGGUAGAAGUGCACUCUCUCUCGCUCGUCGUGCGCUAUCUGAGAUCUCUCUUGUUUUUUUUUUUUUUUUUUUUUUUUUUUUUUUUUUUU
Molecule: messenger RNA, 745 nt
Organism: Tarenaya hassleriana
Lineage: Eukaryota; Viridiplantae; Streptophyta; Magnoliopsida; Brassicales; Cleomaceae
Product: outer envelope pore protein 16-3, chloroplastic/mitochondrial
Exons: 3
Coding region: 114-545 (143 amino acids)
Biological process (GO): protein insertion into mitochondrial inner membrane
Cellular component (GO): TIM22 mitochondrial import inner membrane insertion complex
Molecular function (GO): transmembrane protein transporter activity
Source: RefSeq, a predicted model, not a curated record